CAGGUUAUCAAGACACUGAAACGAGCUCUUCAACCAGUUAUCUCAGAUGUGAGCGUAGCUUGGGACCUAACAGAAGGCUGGAGUGUGCAGCAGGUCCCUGCAUCUCUUCCCCCGCUCUUCAGUGGUGACAGACUUGUGGUGUAUGGCCUUCUGAAGCCUUCAGAAAAUGCCAAACAAGGAGGAAUGAAUAAUGUACGAUUACAAGGCAUGUUUGGAAAUAAUGAGAAAGUUGAACAUUUGAUCACCUUUCCUACUUCUCUCCUGCCGACGGCUUGUGUGACAGAUGAUGCAGCAAAUGCAAGUGUCUUCCUACAUCGCCUGACAGCUAAAACGUUUAUCCAGGUAAAGCAGGAUGUCCUGAAUGAAGGGUAUAACGGAGGCGUGGAAGAUGAAGGCUACAAAACUUUGUUAAUCAGUGUCAGUAAAUCAGCAAAUGUGGUGUCAAAGUUCACGUCGUUUGUGGCUGUUGAUAAAGAGAGCCAUCAGCCGGUAUCUGGACCGCUUCAGCGAAAAGUUGUUCAUUCGUUUGUUAGGCUUAAUGCUGUGGGCAAUUAUAAUAAUGUGGCAUGUUUGAAACGCCAUAAAGGUGCUGCGUUGGAAUAUGUACGUGUGCCGAGGAUGGCCAGCAGACCAAGUAGACCAGCCCCUUCUGAAGAACAGGCGAGUUUGAAGAAGUCUAUAGGCUCCUUUUUCUCGAAACUGUUUAGCGGGGCAUCGUUGUCGCGACCAAAGGGAAAAGAUCAAGGGCAAUCCUCUAAUGCUGCUUGUGCCUUGGAAGAGGCGGAACACGAUAACAUAACCAAACAAGAAAACGAACCAGAAGGAGACGCCCCAGCUUUGUUGUCAGUUAUAUCAUUACAGAAAGCCUCAGGAGCCUGGGAACUCACCGAUCAGCUGGUCUCUCUGUGUGGAACGAGCAAAGAUUCUUUGAUCACAGGAUGCCCAGCAGCGAUUGCAGUUGACUCGUCUGAAGGGAAGCUGUUAUGGGCCACUGCUCUGGCUCUGGUGCUGUUGAUGGGCAAGUUCGGGAAUAAGAAGGAUGAAUGGGAGAUGGUCCAAGAGAAAGGCAAAAAGUGGAUGAAGAAAAAUCUACCAGCAGCCAUUAAAUACGACGAAGUCAUAACGUUUGCAGCAGCUACAGUUGGAGUCCAGAUAUCAUAAACAGCUGAACAGAUUAUUCAAAUAUCGAGAACUAGUUGUUCAUAAGCUUGCAGACAGAACACUUGCUAGUAUUGGUGAAUAUAAACACAAUCAUUUUAUUAGCGCAACUUUGUGAGGUCAUGUUCUUUGUACCGACCGUAUUUUAAAGUUGUAAUUUUGAAGUUCGUUUUCCGUAAUUUAAAUUGAGCCUUUUCAAAUCAUAGGCUUUUACGACUUUUGCAUUUCCUACGAAAAGACGCUAUGUUAGUUGUAAAGUACGCUGCUCACAGUCCCCUAUUUUCCCGUAAGAUGGCCGAGAUCGAGCUCCUACCCUCACGGGCAGCCAUCUUGGUUUCAAUUGUACUGAGUGCAAAUUGACUACCAGUCCCUCGGUACACGUGAAACCAAGAUGGCCGCCCGUAAAGGCAAGCGCUGUUUCGGCCGAGCACCGCAGAUAUAUCAAUACGUUAUACUACACCUUCUGUUGGUAUAGAUAAGCUAGAACAGAGCUGAGCGACAUUUAGCAUAAAAUACUGUAAGAACGGAGGCCAGAAAAAACCUGCCGGAAAAAAAAAGAAGAAGAAACCAGUAGGGAAAAGCUUGGCAGGAAAUCUCGGUAGGAUCCAUGGCUCGUGCUCUGAAAAGCCUAUCCUACGAUGGCUACACGGCUCGAAAGUCUCUACCCGCACUUACUGAGCAUGUAUUCCAACAAAGCACGGUAAAUUGAAAAUAAUUAUUUGAAAACAAACGAAAAAUAUCGAAAACAAGUUAAAACCCUCUCGAAACUCAAUUUAUCACUUAAUAAGUGAAAUAUAUAAUAAAUAAAUGAAUAAGUAAAUAAAUAAUAACGUGAGCUAGACGAGGUGUCGGCCUAGAAUGCUUUCCCACGUGAUAAGCAUCCCUUUUAUAGGACUCCAGUCUACCCAUACGGCACAUCAACUGAAACCGCCUCAGUCCCUGCUACUUCCGUGCCGCAGAAAUACUUCAUUUCCGGCUAAUUCGUAUCCACUUAAACUCCGGAAAUUCCAUAACCUAAAAGACCUCUUUAGCUUGUACGUUUUAUUUCCCAAUGAAGGUCUCAGCUCUCAGGGGAUUUUGAAAGAAACAGUUUUCUGUAGUAUUAUCACGUGAGGUCUAUUAAAAAUUUCUUCACUACAAUAAAGUCUAAAGUUCCGAUUUUUGGGCUCUGCUUGAACCUGUCCAUGUCACGUGACUUGUGAUCCCACCAGCUACGCAGGUUAUCACUCCUCAGGUGGAACCGUUCGUGGUUCUUUUUCAACACAAUUCUUUGUGGUAGCAAGGCCAUUUACGGAGAGCAAAACAAAUGUAUUUCUUUGCAUCCCAACAGUUUAGGCUGGAUAGCUAACUUUAAGUAAUAUGAAUAAAUAAACAUUGGCAAAUCUAAUGCAGGUAUAGAAGAUAAUAAAGAGAGGUUUUCGACCCAAACCAAGUCAAGCUCCUUAUGUUCACUUGGAGUCCUUAAACCGUAAAUGAUGAGUUUAAGCAAACCGUUACCAGGAAACGUAUUGCAUUUAUGCAAUGGAGGGGGCGGGGCUGGGGGAAUAAUUGGCAGGGGCAAUAAUACACACUUAAUGUCAGAUCCCGAGGGAAACAGUUAGUUUUGUUUUCCCGAGAUGACGUCGAGGGAAACAUCAGGACUCGAGGGAAAACAAAACUAACUGGUUUCAGGAGGGACCUGACAUUAAGUGUUUUGUUAUAUUCCUAGACUUUCAAUUCAACAGCAAGAAAGGAAUUACCGGAGCUAACCAAAACUGUCGACUCGGUACUUAUAACAACACAAAUAUAAUUCUAAAAACCACUGAAUGAAUGAUUUACAAAGUACUUUCCUUAUAUAUUUUUCCUCUACUAGCUGCUGUUGCUCUUCAGGGAUAACUUUAAAGAUCGUUGCUUUUUAGCUUGAGGCUUCGUGUUUGUGUUGUUGUGUUCAUUCACGAAAAAGAAAACUGGCAGUGUUUUUCCCGCCCUCUGUCACACGCCACUUUCCGCCAUGCUUUGAUCAUGUGCUGUAAUGUAUCCCGAGCGGGGUACAUUGCGUAAUGUAUCACGAUCGGGAUACAUUUGAUUUUAGUCAAGGCCACGUGACUAAGAAUCAACCAAUGGCAGUCCCUGUUUGGUUGAGUGAAAGUCUAGGAAUAUAACAAAGUGUAAUAUUCUACCCUAGGUACAGUCGACUCUCUCUUAACGGACACCUCUGUAAAACGGACACCUAGAGUUGGUCCCUGCCUUUCUUUAUGCCUUUUAUUUGACUCUCUAUAAGACGGACAUCACUCUUGGAUGGAAACUUACUGCCUGUCCCAAACGUGUCCGUCUUACGGUGAUGUUACACGAGACGACUCGCAACAACGAGUUUUAGCGCAACACAGCGUUGCAAAAUUGUUGCUCGCAUAGUUAUAUCAUUGUUCCAACAUAGAAACUCUGUGUUGCGCUAAAAAUCGUCGUUGCGAAUCGUCCCGUGUAACAUCACCUUUAGCGGGAGUUGACUGUAUUCACGACUUGGUAAUAAGGUAUGGGAAAUCGCUCUUGUGUGGGACAAGCCCACAGAGAGGCGAACUCUUGGAACGGGCAGGACCACCCCGACUUACUCGUCGGCUAGCGUUACGAAGGAAGCGCCUACUGAUAACCUCUUUUACAGUCCCAUUUUGUUAAUCUUCAGGUUAUCAAUUACCCGGCUACAAAUCGAACUUACGUAGUAAAUGGCUGUAGGAGCACCUUCUUUGCUGUGCUGGCGAGAGGCUGAUUGCUGCUUUAGCGACGCACGUAAACCGAAAGUGAACUUUUUGCAUUCUUGGGCGGUGGUUUUACCCAUAUUUUUAGGCAAAUUGUUUCUCAGUAGGAGAACAGUAAGCAAUUAUGCAAAGUUAGUAGCCUCAAGAUGUGUUAAAAGAGAAAACGCCUCUCUUUCGGUUUACGUGCGUCGCUCACAAACGCCUUUGCUGAAGCUCGAUUCCUUACCAGCCUUACACCAGACUCAAAUUCACGAGCUCUUUCUCAGUAGUCUCAUUAACAGGUUCUUCUAAUCGUGCGACUUGCGCUCUAAGGUUGCCGGCGCGGUUCUUAUAUAUAAUAGUGCUUUAUUAGCCAGCUUUCAGUCUGAUGUUUUAAAUCUACUUAAUUAUUCUUAUAUGCGGGUGUUUACUGUAUUCAAGUUUUUGCUGUGAGAUGCAGUUGCGGAGUCCCUGUCACUUUGUAUUGGACUGCCUGUGGCAAUGCCCCUUAUAGUCUAAUUUGUUCUGUUGGUGUUUUUGUUUGUUUGUUUGGUUUUCACAUGUCUUGGAUGAAAUUAAUAAGGGGAAAAAUAGAUAACAAAAAUCUCUUUUUAAUACACUUACGGCGGGGCAGAAAAAAGGAAAUCAAGGGUCAAGUUUCAGUUCGUCAAACGCUUUGCACUAGACAGUCGAAGUUAGUCUUGUGUUGUUCAUUUACUUUUCUUUUAGGAUUAUUAGUAAAUAAACGGCAGCACUGCUCAUUCCUAUUAUUUUUUACCAACUUUUGGUAAUCAAGACAUUAAAGAGAGCUCUGCAACCAGUUAUCACAGAUGUUGAGUUGUCAUGGAAACUACCAAAAGACUGGAAUGGGUACCAGAUCCCCGCAACCCUUCCUCUGUUGGUUCUAGGAGACAGACUUGUUGUGUAUGGUGACCUCAAUUGUCGGCAAGGAGGUCUUACCAAAAGUUGUAAAAAGGGCAACGGAGAAUUGACUGCAAAAGCAAUCCUGAAAGGCAGACUGGAGAACAAAAAGGCAGCGAUACAUCACGAGAUUCAUUUUACUUUCUCUCGUGAAGGGGAUGAAGCUGAAGUGAAUGGAGGGAGUAUGCAUCGUCUUGCAGCCAAGCAGCUCAUACAAGAAAAACAAGAUGCCUACAACAACAGAAGCCGGACUUGGAGUGACGAGAAAAAAGAUGCUUUCAAACACACAGUGAUUUUCAUUAGCAAAGCAACGAACAUAGUUUCCAAAUUCACUUCGUUUGUCGCUGUUGACCAAGACAAUCAUCAGCCGGUGUCAGAACCGUUGAAAAAACGACCUGGGGUUUGGGAGGAAGGAGGUGAUUUUUAUAGUGAUUCGGAGGGCAGUUCAAACGACGAGUGUGAAGACGAGGACUGCGAGGGUCUGUGUAACAUCCCUGUGGCAAAGUAUCACGUCGACCAGGAUGACUUUUACGAAAACUUCCAAGAAAAGGGAGAUUGUGUGGCAAAACGAAGGGUAGUAGCGGUACACUCCGUGCUGGCAUUGCAAGAUGCUCGCAUUGCAAGAUGUCAAAAACAAUGUCAACUACUGUUACUACUGAUGUCCUUACAGAAAUUCUCAGGGGCCUGGGACCUCACUGACCAGCUGGUGGCCCUGUGUACAACAAGCCAAGAUGCCUUGAUCGCAGGAUGUCCAAGAGAGAUAGCAGUUGAGACAGCUGAAGGGAAGCUAUUAUGGACCACUGCCCUAGCACUGGUUCUGUUGAUGGGCAUGUUCUCGGAUCAGAAAGAUGAAUGGGAGAUGAUCGCCGAGAGAGGCACAAAGUGGAUGAAGGAGAACCUCCCUAAUGCUGUUAACUACGAUGAUGUGUUAAAAUCAGCAGCUGCCGUCAUCGGAGUUCAUAUAUAA
Porites lobata is the source of this 5754-nucleotide messenger RNA. The record is from the annotation of a GenBank genome assembly. NCBI's taxonomy places the organism in Eukaryota, Metazoa, Cnidaria, Anthozoa, Scleractinia, Poritidae.